This is a messenger RNA of Impatiens glandulifera, 573 nucleotides long. RefSeq lists its product as uncharacterized. The record is from RefSeq and is a predicted model, not a curated record. Lineage: Eukaryota; Viridiplantae; Streptophyta; Magnoliopsida; Ericales; Balsaminaceae. Gene Ontology annotation, cellular component: spindle microtubule; outer kinetochore. Gene Ontology annotation, molecular function: microtubule binding. Bases 44 to 508 code for a protein of 154 amino acids. The transcript has 5 exons. Gene Ontology annotation, biological process: cell division; mitotic cell cycle; chromosome segregation.
GAUCGGAAAAUUUUGAAUUCUAGAACUGUGAUUUAGAGAGAGAAUGGGGCAUCGUUAUCUUCAAGAAGACCGUAAUCCGGCGGUAGACGGUGUAGCGAAUUUAUUUACAAAGGCCAGCCACGAUCUAUCACUCGUACACGAUAAGCUAGAGAAAGAGUUCAUAAAGAUUUACCCCAAUGAUGCGAAUCCGAUGAAGCUUGUGUCUCGGAUAAAGAAAGUAGAGGAAGAUCUGUCCACUUUGAAAGAUCAGUGCCGUGAGCUACUCGCAGCCAAACAGGAUUUAAUAGAUAAAGCCAGGAUGACCCUUGUUGGUAAUAAGUUGUCAGUACAAAGGAUGCAGUCCUCUUUGAACAUUCCUGUUGCAAAUGAUAAUGAAGAUCCAGCAUAUGCUAACUUCAAUCAGGUUAUUGAUGAAUGGACUGCCAGAGUCAAAUCUAAAACUGGGGAUAAAUCAGACUCUGAGGAUUUAAAUCAGUUGCUGUUUUCAGCAAUUGUGAAUGACAACUGAAACAUAACUCAUUAUACAUUGAGCCCAUUUCGAAAAACUUGUGGGUCUCGAUUUGGGUUUGUCUG